GGUCACAAGGCCGCCCCGGGAGAGAGGACGGCUGGUUGUCUCCCUGCCUCCUCUCUGACGCAGGAGGAAAGACGGUCCCCACACCCUUGGGGAGAGGGACUCACAGAAACACACACAAACACUGGAGAAAGGGAGAUACAAAAGCCCGGACACCCGUGCACAUACACACGGAGAAAUACACCCGGUCACCUGGGAACACACGUACACGCCAGCCUUUCCCCCAACCACUCCGGGACACACAUCCACAGACCCCAAACCAAAUCCUACACCCGAAUGAUUAAUGUAGGGAAAACAAAGGCGCUCCCAUGACUUGAUUUUGGCGACCUCUGAAGUUCCACCUAGCAGAACGUGUUUGCUCGAUGUCUUACGACCACUCGGGUGAGGAAUUCGGAAAGUAAAGCCAAUCUUAGAGGCUGCAGGCGUUUUGGGGGCAUUAUCUGAUUCAGACGCUGGCUAACGUUUCACAAUCGCGUUCCCUUUUUUCUUCCAACUUGGUUGAUGUAAGACAUGACCAUAGAAAGAACCUGUCUGUAAAACUGCCAGUGAAGACUUCUUCAUGUAUUCAUUUCACAGACACUCUUGCACUCCUGUAAUGAGCCUGGCACUGUGAUGAAACACUUUUCCCGUGUCGUUUGAGUGCAUCUUCUCAACAACCCUAGGAGGGUUCUUGAAGCUUUUGAGAUUAACAAUGGCAGGAAAAUCAUCACUUUUUAAAGUAAUUCUCCUUGGAGAUGGUGGAGUUGGGAAGAGUUCACUUAUGAACAGAUAUGUAACUAAUAAGUUUGAUACCCAGCUCUUCCAUACAAUAGGUGUGGAAUUUUUAAAUAAAGAUUUGGAAGUGGAUGGACAUUUUGUUACCAUGCAGAUUUGGGACACGGCAGGUCAGGAGCGAUUCCGAAGCCUGAGGACACCAUUUUACAGAGGUUCUGACUGCUGCCUGCUUACUUUUAGUGUCGAUGAUUCACAAAGCUUCCAGAACUUAAGUAACUGGAAGAAAGAAUUCAUAUAUUAUGCAGAUGUGAAAGAGCCUGAGAGCUUUCCUUUUGUGAUUCUGGGUAACAAGAUUGACAUAAGCGAACGGCAGGUGUCUACAGAAGAAGCCCAAGCUUGGUGCAGGGACAACGGCGACUAUCCUUAUUUUGAAACAAGUGCAAAAGAUGCCACAAAUGUGGCAGCAGCCUUUGAGGAAGCGGUUCGAAGAGUUCUUGCUACCGAGGAUAGGUCAGAUCAUUUGAUUCAGACAGACACAGUCAAUCUUCACCGAAAGCCCAAGCCUAGCUCAUCUUGCUGUUGAUUGUUAGAUUGUUGAUGCAUUCUAACCAACUCACACAUAUACACAAAAUCAACAUGGGGAUGGAGAAGAGAAUUAGCGUUUGCAGCAGUGUAUCAUCUACUAAUAAAAUUAAACUAAUGUUGCUGCUUCAUUAGUUGGUGGGAGAAGGGACACAUCCACUCUUGGAGGAAUAUAUUUACUCAAUAAUGGCACCUUACAUUUAUAAAUUGUAACAGUUGUCUAAUAACGUUUCUUUAAUUUAAAUAUGUAAGUUGCAGAGCUAAUAAAUGAAAUGACCAAGACUUUAAUUAUAAUAAAAAUAAGAAACUUGACUAUUCUAGAAGUUAUACUUGGAUUUUUUCCUGGGAAAAUGGAGAACUACUUUUUAUAUGUGUAUGUUUUUAUGCAAUUAGCAUUGUAUUCUUGGUUCAGGGAAAUACUUUCCUAAAGCAAUAAUGUUAGAUAUUAAAGAUUAAAAUCUAAUGUAUUUGCAAUGCAUUGUUAAUUUACUUCUUCAUUCUCUUCAAAAUGAUUUAACCAUUCCUGUUUUCAUUCUACAUACUAGAAUUACUCUCACUAGUAAUUACUCAUCAUUUGUGUGCCAUUCAUGCACCCCCACCCCCAUAAAUCAUGUUCCACAGUCUCAGGCGGAGGGUGGGCCCCCAGUGGUACAAGAGUUGCUUCAUACAGUCUGUAAUACAUCCAGCUAAAUUCAAGUUGUCUAUGAAUGGAAAGCCUUUCCAUAGAUAGAGUUCAGUUUUAAGAAAAAGGCUAACUACUGAACUUGGAGAACAGACAAAUGUGCAUUUGAUAACUGAUGUAAUAAUUACAAUGUACUGUGUGGAAGAUACAAAAUUACAAUUCGAUUAAUGGACUAAAUAUUUUUGUUACUUUCUUGACCCUUGGGGAAAGUUUCUUAAUUGAAGUUAAAACAUUCCUUUAUAACACAAGACACAAGCUGACUUUAUCACUCUCAGAAGAAAUACUAAGAAGGAUUGUACUUUGUGAGAGGGUAAACGAAGACAUCUUUAUUCGGCAAUGUAUUUACUUAGUGUCUUCUCUAUUACUGAACAUUUAGUGAUUUGCUCUCAAGGAGAUUUUUUGUUAGAAAAAGACUUGUUGCAGUGAUCAGACUUGAUAAAGCAAAUUGUGGUCUUUUGUGGAUGAAGUUCA
This is a messenger RNA of Homo sapiens (human), 2446 nucleotides long. RefSeq names its product RAB9A, member RAS oncogene family (gene RAB9A). Gene Ontology annotation, molecular function: G protein activity; GTP binding; GTPase activity. The transcript is spliced from 3 exons. NCBI's taxonomy places the organism in Eukaryota, Metazoa, Chordata, Mammalia, Primates, Hominidae. Bases 689 to 1294 code for a protein of 201 amino acids. Gene Ontology annotation, biological process: Rab protein signal transduction. Gene Ontology annotation, cellular component: cytoplasmic vesicle membrane; late endosome; plasma membrane. The record is from RefSeq and is a predicted model, not a curated record.